CUGUCAAUCCCCUCCCCUAACCAACAUGGACGAUCCGGAAGCAUCGGUUGAUCCUUUGAUCGGGAGAUCGGGAGAUCGGUGCUGAUCAUACAUCAGCCACUUUCGCUACUAUUGAUUCCACACCACGCCCUCCUCUAAUUGAUACGCCAUCCCUAUUUGAUAUGGCCAGCUAUUCGCCCCAAUACCCAGAUACCUUCACCGACGCGGCCCUCCGGCAGUGGAUCAUCGACUACUACUCCACAGUCGACACCGACGGUGCCGUCGAGUCCAUCGCGGACUUCCUCACUGACGAUGCCACUUUCACGCUGGGUGUGCAAGGAGCCACAGGACGACCGGAUAUCAUAAAGCUUCUCCAGUCCAGCUGGGACUUUGUCCGCUCGCGCAGUCACACCCUCGAGAAGGUCUUUCCCUUCGGCACCAAUCCUGACUCCCUCAUGAUGUAUGGCACUGUCACCUAUAGUCUCAAGGAUGGGCGCACUAUACCCAUUGAGUGGUCUGGUGUGUUGGAUAUGGCCAAGGUUGAUGAAGAGUGGAAGAUGAGAUCGUAUAAGGUGUAUUUUGCGGCGGCUCCAGCUUUUUAGCAGCUGCUUUCCUACAAGGAAAACCAUCAAUGGAAGGGAUGGAUAGGAUGAGAGACUGUGACGGUCGAUCAGAGUGCAUUAUAUUUUCAUGAGAAGUCAAUGUCCACAUGAAAUACUGGGUAUUCAGCGUAGGGAGAUGUAUGAUAUGCAUCGUAUCACUUGAUAGGCCGUAUAUCCCUCAACUCACAGCUGUAUAUCACACCCAGAAAAUAGCAUUGGGAGAUUGUCGACAGUUUCUGUAAUAAUCAUGAAGUAGAUCUUGAAAAAGAUACGACCCAUAUUAUGGAUGCACAAUUGGAACUCUGUCCCAUAGUAACUACCACAAGCUCAGCUGGAGAUAUUCUCGACUUCAUGUGCCUGACCGGUGAUUUUCCAAAGAAAAGUCAC
Messenger RNA from Aspergillus campestris IBT 28561, 968 nucleotides. RefSeq lists its product as uncharacterized. The transcript has 3 exons. Lineage: Eukaryota; Fungi; Ascomycota; Eurotiomycetes; Eurotiales; Aspergillaceae. The coding region runs from base 162 to 581 and encodes 139 amino acids. The record is from RefSeq and is a predicted model, not a curated record.